Molecule: messenger RNA, 1731 nt
Organism: Aspergillus mulundensis
Lineage: Eukaryota; Fungi; Ascomycota; Eurotiomycetes; Eurotiales; Aspergillaceae
Exons: 2
Coding region: 1-1731 (576 amino acids)
Source: RefSeq, a predicted model, not a curated record
AUGGAUGCCACAGCGUUGCUGUGCAACAUCUGCCCGAAGCAUCCCAAGUUCAGCGAUGUCUCGCAUCUGCUAACUCACGUUGCCUCCAAGGCUCACCUCUCCCACUACUUCAAGCUUCAAGUACGCAGCCACCAGGAGCCACAAGCCGAGGCCUUACUCGAGGACUACAAUCAAUGGUACAAGGCCAACAACCUGGCGAAGCUCUUGUCGGAUCGGAUGUCGUCCAAGGACUCACGCAGGAGAAAAUCACAGGGGAAGUAUGCCGUGCCAGAUACGGUUGGGCCUACGGACAGGGACAACGGGUAUCAGAUCACGCCGUUACCAACCGAUAACCCACACAACAACCUUCCGGACUACAUUGAUCCACGCCUCUCGGACCCUUUCUUGAGCUCGAGAAACAAUGCAGGGUACCCGCAGGCACCCACGCCAUCACCACAUGAGCAGACCGUGGGAAGUGUACCUGACCACUGGAAGCGUGAAAACGAGGACGAUUCAUCUCCAUCAUUAACACAAGCCACGCCGUGCUGGCCGAACCCUCUCCGGUCAGAGGAAGGUCAGGAAGCGAAAUCCUUGAACGGGCCCUUCAUUUACGAUCCUUUCGUGGACGACAAUGAUAGCCUUGCGUAUUCGAAUGGUAGCGAGGUGGACAAAGACAGAGCGGAUGAGAUUUCAAGACUCAAGGGUGUUCUGUGGCCCGGAAUGGACAUUUUUGACUCCGCCACCGAACAGAUGAAACGAAAGCGCAAUCAAAAGAAGGACGAGAGCAUCUUGAAGAUGAUGGAGAGGACAUCGAUGGGAGUGGAGCCGACUGAACUGGUAUUCUCACCGACUGGUGUCUUGCGGAAGCAGCGCGUGAUCUCAGGCAACGUUGAAGACAGCAGUCCUCUGAAGGGGGAGACGCCGAUACCGAAGAAGCGGGCCACUCGUCCCAAGCGCGUGCUUGCUCAGCUAGACCCAAACGCUCAACGCGAAGUGGAUGGAAAGAGAGCAAAGAAGAAUAUCAGGCGAGACGGCGACUCCUUUGGUGGCGAAGUUGAUCAACCCCAUCUAUAUACCCCUGAACGAGCUACGGUUCAAACAUUUGGUCGCCUUGGGGGUCAGAUGUCUGUCGGGGACAACCUGGAGGAGUUUGCGUUAGCCCUCCGUGACCAUGACUUCAAACAACACAGCAAGUUCACGAUAUUCCGUGAUAUGUCCGUACCCCGAGAACCUAGACCGGAGGACCAGCAUAGAUUUGUCCAAGGGGAGACUGCUGCCUCGCAGCCACUCUUCCUGCGAAGAGACAUUGCAAUCAAUGCCGACCCUCACUCACCACGCCAUGCUACUCAUUCCUCAAACCUACUCGAGAAAGGCUCUCGCACAAGCGCUGACAAGGAGAACAUGGAGCCGAUGCUCAAUGCCUUUGGUCGGAUCGAUCCCCUGGUCGGUUGGCAUUCACCCGUGAUGAAGCGGACCGAUAGAGGGCUGUCCCCUCAGUUUCUCUUCGGGGGAGAUGCACAUUAUGUCGGAUACAGCCCAUUCGAAUGCCAAGAGAGCCCAUCGGGUUAUUCGUUCAACCCUCUAGCCGGAUCUCUCACGAAGCUGGCCACGGAUGAAAACCCAAUAUAUGCAGCCGAACCUGAGAACGCGUUAAAAGCUCCCUCCGCAGCCCGUGUUAGUUCGCCGGACGCGACAAUCUCCGAGGUUGCAGACGAUGAUUUCGACCGCCUCUAUAUGGAUGGGAGCUCUUGA